ACUGCCGCUACCUGCAGACUCCACAGUGUCACCAUACACACCCUCGGCUGACACCCGCUCUUCAUCUCCAUCUCCCGCUGCAGAAGUAUUUCAGACCCCCGGCUGAGGUUUGAUCAGUGUCUCUUUGGACUCUAGCCAUGACCUCCUUUUCAACCCAACCCCUCCUCCACCUGAGCGUCCUGCUCUUUCUGUCGUACCACUCCGCUGUUCUCUCCUGUCAGACUGGGACCAAGAGUCAGUGUCAGUCGGCUCCAUUCGUACCGGGACACAACCUGGUGGGGGAGGGAUACGAUGUGGUCACAAUGAAGCGAAAAGGAUACGCGGUGGACGUGAAGACCUACAUGACCCCCGCUGGCACCUGUAAACUCUGCAGAAACCCUAAUCAGGGCAACGAACUGCAGAAACUGCCGGUCUCUGCAGUGGACUGGCGAGCGUUCACCCGCUGCUACACUUAUAUCCACAGCACUGUUCACACCUCUGUCAGCUCCCUGCUCAGCAGUUUCACCUCCCAGAACAGCUGGGAUUGGAAGGUUGGACUAAAUUUUAUGGAUUCCAGUCUGGAGGUGGGGGGAACACUCUCCAGUGCGAGUAGCUUUGCUACAGCCAGGAGCAGAGAGGAUCACUACUCCUUCAGCACCCACCGGUUCACCUGUCGCCACUACAAUUUCCGUGUGCCGAGCAACCCGCCCCUCAGCACUGAGUUUAGCAAAGACGUAGCACAUUUGCCAAGUACAUACAACGCCUACACCAAGGCCAAGUACAGACGUCUCAUAAGUGUCUACGGCACACAUUAUAUCCGCCAGGUAAAUCUUGGGGGACUUUUCAGGAGAGUCACAGCUUCACGGACCUGUUUGUCCAGAUUAAAUGGCAUGUCAUCAGACCAGGUGAACUCUUGCUUAUCAAUGGGUUUAAGUGUAGGCCUGGGGAAAAUCCAACUGCCUGCUAGCUUUCGAUCUUGCAACAGUGUGCUACAGAACCAGGACACCUCCACUUCGUUCCACUCUGGUCUCCACCAACACUAUACAGAGGUGAUAGGAGGCAGUGGUUGGGCUGGUGAGUUUUCUCUCACCCAUAACAACUCCGUGGGCUUCCUAAAUUGGCUGAAAACUCUCAAAGAUCACCCUGGUGUUAUUUGGUUUUCCGUGAGACCACUGUACCAGCUGGUGUCGGACACUUCACGAAGCACAGGAUUGAAGGCCGCCAUAGAGGACUACUUGAGAGAAAACGGCAUCAAGAAGUCAGUCAGUCAACCAAGUUGCAACUUGGUCCCAAACCUAGAUUACAACUGCUGUCCCAAACAGGCCUUGAGGGGAAACUUGGUGGUGACCAUCGUCCGAGCCUGGAAUCUGAAAGGAGAUUUGUUCGGGUUGACUGAAUCGUACGCCAAAAUGUGGUACGGUUCCCUCUACCGCAGGACUGAUGUGAUAAAGUCAAAUUACCCUCGCUGGAACGCUCGUUACUCCCUGGGCAAUGUGGACACAAAUUUGGGACUGAAGAUUGAGGUCUGGGAUAAGGACCUGCGCGUUGACGACCGUCUGGGAUCAUGUGUGAAGUACCUGAGCCAGGGCACUCACAGAUUCACCUGCUAUGCCAAGAAAGGCGGCGUUGAGGUUGUUUACACUCUGACCUGCGACCGUCACCUGACUGGAGACAAGUGUAACCUUUACAAACCCUCUCCAUAAUGAGUGACACGCUCCAUUUAAUCAGAAUCAUAUCAGAAUCUCUAACAGCUGGUCUGUCUUUAAUCAAGUUUGGUUUUUAAAUCUGUUUAUAGUCACUUGGGUUACAUACUACAGUUUCCUGGUUUAAAUACCUAAUUACAUGUUUUGGGUAUAUUAAUAAGAGGUAUGGAUAUUUUUAGACAAGUGUUUGACAUUUAAAUGAAUGUUAAGUAUUGUGUGUAUUUCUCAAUUUGAAUGUAGUUGCAGAUAAGUGGGAAGAGACUUUUCAAUCAACUUGGAAGAUAAAGUAGUGUUGUUUUACGCUGUUAAAUGCCAUUUUGAAUUUUGGUCGUGGGGUGGGGUGGUAUAUGACAAUAAAAAUGAACUGAAUUUUGGAUCUUAA
This is a messenger RNA of Eleginops maclovinus (Patagonian blennie), 2064 nucleotides long. RefSeq names its product perforin-1-like. Gene Ontology annotation, cellular component: membrane. The coding region runs from base 138 to 1682 and encodes 514 amino acids. NCBI's taxonomy places the organism in Eukaryota, Metazoa, Chordata, Actinopteri, Perciformes, Eleginopidae. The record is from RefSeq and is a predicted model, not a curated record. Gene Ontology annotation, molecular function: wide pore channel activity. The transcript has 11 exons. Gene Ontology annotation, biological process: T cell mediated cytotoxicity; immunological synapse formation; defense response to virus.